Molecule: messenger RNA, 2157 nt
Organism: Colletotrichum truncatum
Lineage: Eukaryota; Fungi; Ascomycota; Sordariomycetes; Glomerellales; Glomerellaceae
Product: chromatin assembly factor 1 subunit
Biological process (GO): nucleosome assembly; DNA replication-dependent chromatin assembly
Cellular component (GO): nucleus; CAF-1 complex
Molecular function (GO): protein binding
Source: RefSeq, a predicted model, not a curated record
AUGAAGAGCACGCCUCUGAUCAUCAAUUGGCAUGACCAGAAUGCCCCCGUAUACUCUGCUCAUUUCGAGCCCCAAGGGAAGGGUCGGCUAGCCACGGCUGGAGGAGACAACAAUGUUAGACUGUGGAAGGUCGAGAGCGAUGGAGAGGAUCGAAAAGUAGAGUACCUGUCGACCCUGACCAAGCACACACAAGCUGUCAACGUCGUCCGGUGGGCCCCCAAAGGUGAGAUUCUUGCCUCCGCCGGCGAUGACGGGAACGUGAUCCUCUGGGUCAUGUCCGAACACAGCGGCCCUAACUUUGGUAACGAGGGUCUCGAGGAUAAGGAGACCUGGCGCACGAAGCACAUGUGCCGGUCGAGCGGAUCCGAAAUAUACGAUCUCGCCUGGUCCCCCGACAGCUCCUACUUCAUCAUUGGAAGUAUGGACAAUAUUGCACGUAUCUACAAUGCCAGCUCUGGUACUCUGGUACGCCAGAUCGCCGAGCACAGCCAUUACGUCCAGGGAGUCGCCUGGGAUCCUCUGAACGAGUACAUCGCGACCCAGUCGUCUGAUCGCUCAGUCCAUAUCUAUUCCUUGAAGACGAAGGACGGCCAGCACACUCUGAGCGGUACUCACGAUGACAAGCCUUCCAAAAUUGCGAGCCACAACAAGAGCGACCUGCCCCCUCGACGCAUAUCCUCGAGCAGCCCUGCGCCCCCAGACUUCAGCAUGAGAACCCAUCUUACGGUCGAGCAGGCGAUUGGUUCUCCGGUUCCGUCUGCCCCAGGAACUCCGACUUCCAUAGCCUUGCCGAUGAAUCCGCCGAGCGUCAUCAGCCAUAGCAGGCGGUCCUCUUUCUCGUCGAGACGCUCACCCUCUCCAGCUCCCUCCAUGCCCCUUCCGGCUGUUAUGCCUAUCGAGCCCUCGCCGAACGCUAAGCCGCACCCUUCGGGCAGUCUUGGUAUGAAGAACUCGAUUCUCUAUGCCAAUGAGACCUUGUCCUCCUUCUUUAGGCGUCUCACAUUCACGCCCGACGGAAGCCUUCUUCUCACACCCGCCGGCCAAUAUCAAACCCAGCAUGCCUCUGAGGGAAGCGCAAAGCCGACUUUUGAGGUUACCAAUACAGUAUACAUCUACACAAGAGGCGGCAUCAACAAAGCACCGAUUGCCCACUUGCCGGGCCACAAGAAGCCCUCCGUCGUGGUCAAGUGCUCACCUAUAUUUUACACCCUGCGGACAUCUCCGCCGGUAACCAAGCACAUCACCAUUGAUACCUCGUCCGCUGAGGACCCAAUUCCGGCUCUGCCCGAACCGGUUGCAAAGCCAACACCAGCUGGAUCGGUCAUGGAACCGCCGCCGCCGCCCACUUCGGUUCCUGAGUCUUCCUCUACACCGACGGGCAAGAGUGAGACAAGUGUUUCUACCCCUGGACCCAAGGCGGCGUUUGCCUUGCCCUACCGUAUGAUUUACGCCGUCGCAACGCAGGACUCUGUACUUUUGUACGAUUCUCAGCAGCAGACUCCUAUUUGUAUCGUCAGUAACCUGCACUGUGCGACAUUCACCGACCUUGCCUGGUCGAGUGAUGGAUUGACUCUCCUGGUCUCCUCCUCUGAUGGCUUCUGCUCAACGCUCUCAUUCGCGCCAGGUGAGCUUGGACAGGUUUACCAAGGUGAUCUGCCCACCGCCAAGAACCCAGCUGUGCCCGGUUCCACACCAGGAGCGACAGCCUCAUCGAGCCAGGGCACUCCGGUUCCUACGCCGUCUUCGGUGUUUGCCCCCCCAUCUCCGUAUCCCAAUGGUUCGGGCCACCACCACCGAAACUCAGCCAGCUCAUUUACCGCUCCAUCGCCACCGCCUGCAGGGUUCGUUAGUCAGCGACCCCAGUCUCCCGCGAGGUCAAACUCAACUUCAUCGGUGGCCACGCAGUCGUCGACUGUGGUGACGAAUCCAUCUCUUAUUGUCGGAAGCGUUCCAGGCAUUGCGGUUGCCAACUCUACCAAGGUCACGGGAGUGCCCAUCACGACGCCGCCUGAGACGCCUCGCACGAAUGCCACCAACCCAGCGAGCAACUCCGCGGCAAGCGGGACGAAGCGCGAAGCCAGCGAAAGCGAGAAGGAGGAGGGCAGCGAGCCUAAGAAGAGACGCAUUGCGCCAACGCUAAUUGAGCAAAAGCCAUAA